Molecule: messenger RNA, 3085 nt
Organism: Brachypodium distachyon (stiff brome)
Lineage: Eukaryota; Viridiplantae; Streptophyta; Magnoliopsida; Poales; Poaceae
Product: vacuolar-sorting protein BRO1
Exons: 8
Coding region: 163-2793 (876 amino acids)
Biological process (GO): protein transport to vacuole involved in ubiquitin-dependent protein catabolic process via the multivesicular body sorting pathway
Cellular component (GO): endosome
Molecular function (GO): protein binding
Source: RefSeq, a predicted model, not a curated record
UCUCCUCGUUCCCCAUUCCCCAAUGCCCGAUACACACACGCGCACUGUUCAUAUCUAGUCUAGUUUCCUACUCACCCCCGAUUUUCUUCACCUCGAAGCAAUAACCCCCUCUGCCCCGACCCCGAUCUCCUGCUCCUCCUCCGGCCACCACCGCGUGUCCCGAUGGCAGCGAACGUGAUGUUGGCGAUCCACGAGAAGAAGGCAACGUCCGUGGACCUCUACCGCCCGCUCCGCCUCUACAUCGCCUCCGCCUACUCGGAGCGCGAGGCGGCCGCGGCCGACGACGACCUCUGCGCCGUGCGCGACCUCCGCGCCGCGGCCGUUGAGGCCGGCCCCUCCCUCCCGGACCCUUCCUCUCUCGAGCAGCGCCGGGGCGCGCUCCUGGCCUAUGCGCGCGCUCUCGCCCUUGUUGAGCCCCGCUUCCCAAUCUCCCCCGACCGGGCCCAUGUCAACUCCCUCACCUUCACCUGGCACGACGCCUUCAAGACCAACAAGAAGGCCAGCCUCCCCUCCCUCCACCUCGAGAGGGCCGCCGUGCUCUUCAACCUCGGCGCCGUCUACUCACAGAUCGCGCUCGCCGCGGACCGCGUCACCGACGUCGGGAUCAGGACCGCCUGCGGCGCUUUCCAGAGCGCAGCGGGCGCCUUCGCGUGGCUCAGGGAGAGCGGAGUCGCCGCCAAGGCCGCUGCCGCAGGGGCCACCACCGUUGAUGUGACGCCCGACUGCGCCGGGAUGCUGGAGAAGCUCAUGCUAGCUCAGGCGCAGGAGUGCUUCUUCGAGAAGGUCAUAGCUGGCGGGAAGCCGCCCUCGCUGUCUUCCAAAGUGGCGCGCCAGGUGGGCAUAUUCUAUGAGGAAGCCUAUGCAGCUCUGUGUGCACCUCCUCUUAGCCAGCACUUUGAUAAAACAUGGGUGUCUCAUGUCCAGCUGAAAGCAGCCCAAUUCUAUGCUGAUGCAUGCUAUAGGUCUUCAUUGGAUCUUCAUGAGAAAGAGGAAAUUGGUCAGGAAAUUGCACGCAUAAAGAUCGGAAUGAGUGCCCUGACUGAUGCCAAGAAGGCUGCUAAAGGAGUUGCUGCCCCACUUCUUGAUUCUGUUAAUAAGCUGGAGAAUAACAUGAAAACCAGCUUGGAGAGGGCUAUUAAGGAGAACAAUAGUGUUUAUCUGAUGCGGGUUCCAGAUGCUGGUUCUUUGGGAGCGCUACCUGCAGCAUCCCUUGUAAAAUCUACUUCUUUGGCUGAAGCUCUAGAUGCUAGCAAGGAGAGGCUUUUUUCAUCAAUUGUGCCUGAUGGCAGCAUGAAGGCACUUUCAAAGUACACAGAGAUGGUAGAUGAUAUCAUCCGGACCCAGGCCGAGAAACUGCAGCAAGCUAGUGAGCUCACUAGAGUCAGACUGAAGGAAAUGGACUUGCCUGAUUCUAUUCACUCAUUGGAAGGUCAUAUCAGCAUACCUUCAGAUCUUAGGGACGACGUUGAGGCUGUGCAGGUAAGUGGUGGCCCUGCUGGCUUGGAAGCUGAGAUGCAGCAGCUUAGGGAUUUGAGGAGGGUCAGUCAGGAAUUACUUGUUCAGACUGAAGAGAUGCUGCAGAAGGAGGCAAGUGAAGAUGCUCAAUUUCGGACCCAAUUUGGGAGUCGUUGGACUAGGCCCCAAUCAAGCACUCUAACAAAAAACAUUCAAGAUCGACUGAAUCUGUUUGCUGCUAAUCUUAAGACAGCUGGUGAUAGUGAUUCUAAGAUUGAACAUGAUGUGAAGGAGCACUAUCCCUUAAUGUCUGUUCUGGACAGAAGACCGAUAGAGUCGGCACUUCCAAGUAUUUCAAGGCCUAUUAUGUCCUUGGAUGGGAAUGAAGAUGCCAUUGUUGGAACCCUUAAACAAAGCUUGAGACAACUGGAAUCUCUGGGAAAAGAAAGGGCAGGUCUUGAAGACAUGCUUAAAGAAAUGAAGAGAAAGGAUGAUAUACUCCCUAAAUUGAUGGCUGGUGUUGGGUCACCUGAUGAUCUUUUUAAGAAGGAGAUUGCAAAGUACGACCCAAUCUGUGCUGAAAUCGCUGACAACAUUGUGGCGCAGGAGCACUUAUUGCUACAAAUACAGGAACAAAAUGAGAAAUUUUCUGGUGUAUUCAAUAUAGAAGAUUACAAAGUUGCCCGGGAGAGAUGUUAUCAGCAAAUAUCUGCGGCUGUUACUAAAUACCGAGAUAUUAAGAAGAACAUGAACGAUGGGCUAAACUUUUAUGUGAAAAUACAGGAAGCAAUUGGCAACAUAAAACAGCAGUGCGGUGAUUUCAUAAUGACCCGAAACAUCCAGUGCCGUGAAAUGAUCGAGGAUGUGCAAAGAAAGCUAGCAGGUUUCAACUUCUCAUCUUCCAGCCAGGCAACUAUGCCGAGGAGCUCUUCUGGUACACCAGAUCAGCACAGUCCAUCACCACCACCUCGUGCUCAGUCCCCCUAUGCUGCUGCACCUGUGAAUGAUUCGAGGGCAGGAUACUCCCAACCAGAGCUGAGAGCUCCGUACUCACAGCCAUACCCCAGCUAUGGCGCGCCACCACAACAACCUCCAUACAGUGCGCCAUCGCAGCAACCUCCAUACGGCGCACCACACCCUGGUCAGUACCAGCAACCGCCGCAUCAGCCACCUCCCGGCCACGACUAUGGCCAACCUGCAUACCCUGGAUGGCGGGGGCCGUACUACAAUGCGCAGCAGCCACAUCCGCAGCAACCAGGGCCCUAUCCACAACCACCGUACAAUGCCACAGGGGCUUACCCUCCUCACCACCAGAGCAAUUACUACAGGCCUCAAUGAGAAACCCAUCUAGUUACCGCAACAACUAUUGUUCGCUUCUUUUCUCCAUGAAUCAUGUGCUCGUGGAUUAAAUUCUUGUGUAUACUUGCAUACUGGUUACAACUCCAGGUGGAUGGUGUAAUAUCAAUUGUGCUUAGGUUGGUUAGGCCACUAGGCAGUAGCCUGCUUUUGCUCAUAUAAUAAUGAAAGGCUUUGCGCGGGGCACGAGUCUGUGUGCAGUAUGCUAUACUUAUUCCUUGGUAUUCAUUACUUGAUUUGUCAAAUUUUAAAUGCAGAGAUUUGAAUUUUACUA